Molecule: messenger RNA, 3308 nt
Organism: Periophthalmus magnuspinnatus
Lineage: Eukaryota; Metazoa; Chordata; Actinopteri; Gobiiformes; Gobiidae
Gene: gbe1b
Product: glucan (1,4-alpha-), branching enzyme 1b
Exons: 16
Coding region: 102-2288 (728 amino acids)
Biological process (GO): glycogen biosynthetic process
Cellular component (GO): cytoplasm
Molecular function (GO): 1,4-alpha-glucan branching enzyme activity; cation binding; hydrolase activity, hydrolyzing O-glycosyl compounds
Source: RefSeq, a predicted model, not a curated record
UUUGGACACUAAAGUUUAAAGAGGCUAGUCCUGGCACGGACACAGCAGUCCGGCUACACACACGCGGUGCUCAGUGCGUAUUUAAAGCCUGCACCGGGGUCAUGCUGCCCCGGUUCACUCGUGCCACCUCUAGAGCAAGACAACGGGCAUCAAGCACCGUCACACCAACCAAUUCCAGCAACAACAGCGCUCGAUUACUUCGGUCUGAGGGAGCUAUGGCAGAGACAGACGAGGAUGGAGUUGCACCCCCCGGGUUCAAAAGUCUACUCCAAAUGGACCCCUACCUAACGCCCUACGAGAGGGACUUCAAGCGCAGGUAUGAGCUGUUCCAGAAGCAUCUGCAGCUCUUGGAGGAGGCAGAGGGUGGCUUUGACCAGUUCACCCGCAGCUACCAGAACUUCGGUGUGCAGCGUCUGCCCGACAACAGCCUGUGGUUCAGGGAGUGGGCCCCUGCUGCAGAGGCCCUCUUUCUCACUGGAGACUUCAAUUCCUGGGACAAAUUCUCUCACCCUUACGAGAAGAAAGAAUUUGGCAAAUGGGAACUGACUAUUCCUUCUCUGAACGACAACUCUCCUGCGGUGGCUCACAACUCCAAACUCAAGGUGGUCGUUCACACCAAAGAUGGAGAGCGCCUCUACCGGAUCUCGCCCUGGGCCAAGUACGUCACCCGGGACGACAAGGCUGUCAUCUAUGACUGGGUGCACUGGGACCCGCCUAACCCUUAUAAACAAAUCCACCCGCGGCCCAAGAAACCCAGCAGCCUGCGCAUCUACGAAGCACACGUGGGCAUUGCUUCACCCGAGGGAAAGAUUGCCUCAUAUUCCAACUUCACAACCAAUGUGCUGCCCCGCAUAAAGGAGCUAGGUUAUAACUGCAUUCAGCUGAUGGCCAUUAUGGAGCAUGCCUACUAUGCCAGCUUUGGGUAUCAGAUCACCAGUUUCUUUGCAGCAUCCAGCCGGUACGGGACCCCUGAGGAGCUGAAGGAGCUGAUUGACGUGGCUCACUCUCUGGGUAUCAUGGUGCUGCUGGACGUGGUGCAUAGCCACGCCUCCAAGAACACAGAGGAUGGACUCAACCACUUCGACGGCUCAGAAUCCUGCUUCUUCCACUCUCCACCCCGAGGAGAGCACAGCCUGUGGGACAGCCGCCUCUUCAACUACUCCAGUUGGGAGGUGCAGCGUUUUCUCCUGUCAAACCUGCGCUGGUGGAUGGAGGAGUACUGCUUUGACGGCUUCAGGUUUGAUGGAGUCACCUCGAUGCUGUACCAUCAUCACGGGAUUGGCUCAGGCUUCUCUGGAGACUACAGCGAGUACUUUGGCCUACAGGUGGAUGAAGACUCUUUGGUUUACCUAAUGCUGGCUAACCACAUCGUGCACAACCUUUAUCCACACUGCAUCACUGUGGCAGAGGACGUGUCGGGGAUGCCUGCAUUGUGUCGUGGAGUGGAGGAGGGGGGGCUGGGCUUUGAUUACCGCCUGGCUAUGGCAAUCCCCGACAAGUGGAUCCAGAUCCUGAAGGAGGUGAAGGAUGAAGAUUGGGACAUCGGGAAUAUCGUUUUCACGCUGACCAACAGGAGACACGGAGAGAAGUGCAUAGCCUAUGCAGAGAGCCAUGACCAGGCACUGGUCGGGGACAAGACCUUGGCCUUCUGGCUGAUGGACAAAGAGAUGUACACCAGCAUGAGCUCCCUCAUCCCCAUGAACUCUAUCAUCGACCGGGGCAUCCAGCUGCACAAGAUGAUCCGCCUGCUGACGCAUGGUCUAGGAGGGGAGGGCUACCUCAACUUCAUCGGGAAUGAGUUUGGUCAUCCGGAGUGGCUGGACUUCCCCCGAGAAGGCAACAAUGAGAGCUACCACUACGCUCGCAGACAGUUUAACCUGGUAGACACUGAUCACCUGCGUUACAGCCAGCUCUACCACUUCGACCGCGACAUGAACUGGACGGAGGAGAAGUACGGCUGGCUUGCUGCCUCUCAGGCUUUUGUCAGCGCCAAGCAUGAGGAGGACAAGGUCAUUGUGUUUGACAGGGCCCAAGUGGUGUUCGUCUUCAACUUCCACCCGAGCAAGAGCUUCCAGGACUACAGAGUGGCUGUGGAGGUUCCAGGGAAAUACAAAAUCAAGCUGGAUUCUGAUAUGGAGAUAUACGGAGGGCACGGGAGACUGGACCACAACACAGAGUUCUUCACCGCGCCGGAGCCUUUCAAUGGACGCAACCAUUCCAUGAAGGUAUACAUCCCCUGCAGAACUGCUAUCAUCCUGGCCAGCGACGAGGCCUGUCACUCUAAUUAAAGAAGGAGGGCCAUCUCCUUGGCGACCGGGAUGGAUCAAACUCUGUGUUAACAAUCACCUAAACCCAUGUUAACCAUGUACCAAUCACAUACUCAUCACCUCUACCAUCCACAGGGGGGCCCUACUGAGCAUUCAAAGUGUGUCCCUGUCCUGAGACAGUAUACUGAGUGUUUAUAGUGUAGUGCAUUUGGAAAGUGUGCGAAACUGCUUUACAUCUGAAAAUUCUCUGAAAAUAUGGGGCUAUCUAUAUUAGUUAAACGGACUUGAAUUCUUGACAUGAGACCUAGCCUACAUUAUUAUGGCAUUAGUUUAAUUAGUUUUAAGUUAGAGGAGCACUAUGUAAUAUACUGGUGUGGGAGUCUGUUAUCUGCUUGUUUCCAUGAAGAUAACAUAGUUUUGAUUAAUGUUCUUUAAUAUAGCAUGUUGUAUUUGUAUUACAGGUGGUUUAGUGCUCAAAAAUACCUUGAAAACAUGUGAGUAGGGGCCGCCUCUCCACUGAUCUGACCUGUGACUUUGCAUGUUGGCAUCAUAGAUGGCAUCUCUAUGGGACUGGCUAAAUUUAAUCCCCUUCUGUGAAACAUUCUAGGCAAAUCAACAUCUCUAUGGAUCAAGCCAAUGGCCAACCCUCUACUGGAAAAGUUGCAUAGCAUACAUUUAAUUUUGACUGGUUUUAGUGUGUCAUUCAUUUCAAGCUACAUUUUCUACCUGUGGAAAAUUUCAAAUGUAUGAAUCAUUAUCAACUUUGUAGUUAAUUAUAAUGUAACCAGGCAGAGAUAUCUUUAAAACAAGUAAAAUUGCAUCAAAGAUACUCAGUGUUACUGUGAAUUCAUAUUUUUCAUCUAAUGUAGAAUUUUUUUAUUUUAUUUUUCAAUUAAUUUACAAAAUCGGAAUAUUCUAGUUUGUACAUGUCAAAGAUAAUAAACAAAUGUGUUAUUCAGCUUCAUCGGUGAUAAGAAUCCAGCUGUAUUCUAUGACUGCUGUUUGCCUUAGCUGUGCUAGCAUAAACUAGUGUUAACAAUA